AUGGCAGAAGACUCAGACAUGGCCAACGCGACAAUAGCGGCGGAUGAGUUCAAUCUCUUUACCAAGUGGUGGUUUUACGUGCUUCUGUUCUUGGGCCUCUACGCUUUUGUGGUGGCAGUUCACUUGUUUAUUGACUAUCGGCAGUGGGAGUCCGACCGUGUGAAGCUCAUGAUGGAAGAGGCUCAUGCACCAUACAGCUUUGAGAGCAGCUGGAGACGACCUCCUCCAGGGAGCCUUCGACCAAGGGAGCCGUCAAAAAGGAUCAAUGAACGACAUAGCAUGGGCAGCACUGACUUGGGUGCCGUGCUGAUCUUUUGCUCGUGA
Messenger RNA from Symbiodinium sp. CCMP2456, 324 nucleotides. NCBI's taxonomy places the organism in Eukaryota, Dinophyceae, Suessiales, Symbiodiniaceae. The record is from the annotation of a GenBank genome assembly.